Penicillium psychrosexuale is the source of this 462-nucleotide messenger RNA. Its product is annotated as Short-chain dehydrogenase/reductase SDR. The record is from RefSeq and is a predicted model, not a curated record. The coding region runs from base 1 to 462 and encodes 153 amino acids. The transcript has 3 exons. Lineage: Eukaryota; Fungi; Ascomycota; Eurotiomycetes; Eurotiales; Aspergillaceae.
AUGAAGCUGCUCUUUACUCAAUGUAUACAACACUUCGGCAAAGUCGAUAUUGUUGUGGCCAAUGCCGGGAUAAUGGAGAGCCAGGAACUUUUUGAUAUUGGUAACAUUGAUGAGCAGGGGGAAUUGCGCGAGUCGACGGGAGGAUUUCGCGUAAUCGAUGUCAAUCUCAAAGGGACGAUUAACAGAUAUUUCGGAUCAACUGGGGUGGGGGCGUACAUUGCAUCUAAACAUGGGAUCACCGGUCUCCUUCGAACAUCGCAACAGGUUGGUCGAGAGCUAGGGAUUAGAAUCAAUGGUGUGGCUCCGUUCUUCACGCCAACCCCCACAUUCAAAGCGUUAGCCGAGAAAUGGAGACAUUCGGGUCUCAAGUCAAACACACUAGAGAGUGUUGCAACGGCCAUUGCUCUCGCCUGUACACGAGAUGAGACUGGAAAAUGCUAUUUGCCGGAGGAAUGUCCGUAG